CGCCGUGCGUCACGGGCCCGCGCGCCGCCCCGCGCGUCACCGAGCGCUUAAGAGAAAGUAGUGGCGGGGCCGGAGCCCGGCGGAGCCCGCGCAGCGGCGGCGGCGGCGGAGGCAGCGGAGCGGGAACCGGAGCGCCGCCGCGCCGGCACCCGGAGAUGCCCUGCAUCCAGGCGCAGUACGGCACGGCGGGCACCGGCCCCUGCGAGCGCUGCCCGGCCGAGCUGCUCAGCCCCGACGGCGGCCGAUUCCCCAUGGAGGUGGCCGGAGCGGACCUGGCGGCCGCCCCUGCCCUGCCCAGCUUCAGCACCUUCAUGGAGGGCUACGCCGGCGAGUUCGACGCCUUCCUCUACCAGCUGCCGGCCGGCAGCCAGCCCACCACCACCGCCGCUGCCUUCAAGCUGGAGGACUUCCAGGUGUACGGCUGCUACCCCGGGGCCUUCGGCGGGCAGCCAGAUGAGACCCUCUCCUCCAGCGGCUCGGACUGUUAUGGCAGCCCCUGCUCUGUCCCCUCGCCCGCCACGCCGGGCUUCCAGCCGCCCCAGGCUCCGGGCUGGGAGGGAUCCUUCGGGGCGUACUCGCCCCCACCGAACUACGAGGGUGGGCGGCCCUGGGCUGAGCCGGCCAAGGGCGGUGGGUCACAGCCCCCCUUCUUCGCCUUUGGCACCCCAGCACCCAGCCCCGGUGGGUCCCCUGGGACCCUGAAGGGGCAGCCGGGCCCCUCACCCCGCCUGGACCCGCGGCUGCUGGACACGGACGCCUUCGCCCUGGCCCAGGGCUCCCCCGGGGGUUUCGCCGGGCUGCCCCUGGCCCCCACCUCGCCGCUGCUGGAGGGGCCGGCGCUGGCCCCCACCAAGGCACGCAGCCCCGGGGCGGGCGAGGGCCGCUGCGCCGUCUGCGGGGACAACGCCUCCUGCCAGCACUACGGCGUGCGCACCUGCGAGGGCUGCAAGGGCUUCUUCAAGCGCACGGUGCAGAAGAACGCCAAGUACAUCUGCCUGGCCAACAAGGACUGCCCCGUGGACAAGCGGCGGAGGAACCGCUGCCAGUUCUGUCGCUUCCAGAAGUGCCUGGCCGUCGGCAUGGUCAAAGAAGUGGUCCGGACCGACAGCCUGAAGGGGCGGCGGGGGCGGCUGCCCUCCAAGCCCAAGCAACCGCCGGACACGACCCCCGUCAGCCUCAUCACCUCCCUGGUGCGGGCACACAUCGACUCCGUCCCCAGUGCCACCAAGCUCGACUACUCCAAGUUCCAGGAGUCGGUGCCGUGCCAGUUUGAGAAGGAGGAUUCGGUGGACGUGCAGCAGUUUUACGACCUGCUCACCGGCUCCAUGGACGUCAUCCGCAAGUGGGCUGAGAAGAUCCAGGGCUUCACUGAGCUGCCCAAGGAGGACCAGGACCUGCUGCUGGAGUCAGCCUUCCUCGAGCUCUUCAUCCUGCGCCUGGCGUACCGCUCCAAGCCGGAGGAAGGGAAACUCAUCUUCUGCAACGGGGUGGUGCUGCACCGCCUGCAGUGCGUGCGGGGCUUCGGCGAGUGGAUCGACGCCAUCCUCGAGUUCUCCCAGAGCCUCCACCGCAUGAGCGUCGACAUCCCCUCCUUCUCCUGCCUUGCCGCCCUCGUCAUCAUCACAGACCGCCACGGGCUGAAGGAGCCGAAGCGGGUGGAGGAGCUGCAGAACCGCAUCGUGGGCUGCCUGAAGGACCACGUGGCGGCGGCGGGGGCCGAGCCGGGCCGCCCCGGCUGCCUCUCCAAGCUGCUGGGCAAACUGCCCGAGCUGCGCAGCCUCUGCACCCAGGGCCUCCAGCGCAUCUUCUACCUGAAGCUGGAGGACCUGGUGCCACCACCGCCCAUCGUUGACAAGAUCUUCAUGGACACGCUGCCCUUCUGAGCCCCCAGCAGUGGGGGUGGGCUGCUGCCAGCCCCUAACCACCACCGGCCCCACCCCCGGGGACACCUGGGACCCCCCCUGGGGACGCCUGGAUCCCCCAUGUGCCUUCGCGGCGCCGGGCGCAGACGCACAGCAGCCCCAGUGCCUUUCCCCCCUGGGGUGGGCAUCGCCAGCGCGGCGCUCCCCUUCUCCCCUGUAAAAAUGCCCCCCUUGUAAAUAGCGAGCAGCCGGAUCCUGUACAGAGCGGGGAGCGCGGGGUUGGGGAGGGGGCUCCAGCCCCCCCAGCCUCGUCCCCCUCCCCUUUAUAUUUUUUUUUUCCCUCUUUUGGCCAUUUUCUGUAUAUAAACUUGUACGUACAUCGA
Phalacrocorax carbo (great cormorant) is the source of this 2245-nucleotide messenger RNA. The record is from RefSeq and is a predicted model, not a curated record. Lineage: Eukaryota; Metazoa; Chordata; Aves; Suliformes; Phalacrocoracidae.